AUGUCGAGGCCCGAGGAUACUCUCUCCGCCGACGUGCACUACGAUGACACUGAAGCGCGCAAGUACACGACGAGCUCUCGUAUCCAAAACAUCCAGGCCUCCAUGACCCGGCGUGCUCUCGAGCUCCUCGAUCUUCAGUCUCCCAGCUUCAUUCUCGACAUUGGCUGCGGAAGCGGCCUCUCCGGCGAGAUCCUGACCGCCACCCCCCAGGACGAGGGCGGGCCGCACACGUGGAUCGGCAUGGACAUCAGCGCCUCCAUGCUCGAUAUCGCGCUGCAGAGGGACGUCGAGGGUGACCUCAUGCUUGCCGACAUCGGACAGGGCGUGCCCUUCAGGGCCGGCUCCUUCGAUGCCGCCAUCAGCAUCAGCGCCAUCCAGUGGCUGUGCAACGCCGAGAGCAGCGACACCUCGCCCGCCGGCAGGCUGUCCAGGUUCUUCAACGGCCUCUACGCCUCGCUGAGGAGAGGCGGCCGCGCAGUCUGCCAGUUCUACCCCAAGAACGACACGCAGAGAAAUAUGAUCACCCAAGCCGCCGUCAAGGCCGGCUUUGGCGCCGGUCUGCUCGAGGACGACCCCGAGACCAAGAAUGUCAAGGUAUACCUGGUCCUGACGGUCGGCGGCGCCGCCAGCGACGGCAACACUGGCGACAUCACUGGAGUCGUCAAGGGCAUGGACAAUGUCGACGUCCUCGACUCGCGCAAGAAGGGCACCAGCGGCAAAGGCGAGAUCAAGAAGGGCAGCAAGGCCUGGAUCGUCAAGAAGAAGGAACAGAUGGAGCGGAAAGGCAAGAUCGUCAAGGCCACCUCAAAGUACACUGGACGGAAGAGGAGGAUCCAGUUCUAG
Messenger RNA from Thyridium curvatum, 843 nucleotides. RefSeq lists its product as uncharacterized. The coding region runs from base 1 to 843 and encodes 280 amino acids. Gene Ontology annotation, cellular component: nucleolus. The transcript has 2 exons. The record is from RefSeq and is a predicted model, not a curated record. Gene Ontology annotation, molecular function: rRNA (guanine) methyltransferase activity. Gene Ontology annotation, biological process: rRNA (guanine-N7)-methylation. NCBI's taxonomy places the organism in Eukaryota, Fungi, Ascomycota, Sordariomycetes, Thyridiales, Thyridiaceae.